AUGCUACAGACAGUACACUUCCCAGUUGAUUCUACGCCACCUCGCAAUCUGACAGACAACUUUACAGUGAUCAUGCAGAUGAUAUCAGAUAUGAAUAUUGAGGAAAAGAUUCAAACAUCGGUUGAUACAUUGAAAAGCCAAGCGUUAGAGGAAGCAAAGCUCUGGUUUUCUGUAAACAAGAAAGCUCCAUCAGCUGAAUCUGUAACAUCAACAUUGAGGACCUCGAAUUCUUGGCAACCUCCUAAUCUCAAUCUUGUCAAAUGCAACGUGAAUGCAAGUUGGAGGAAUGCAACUGCUAUGGUGGGCGCUGCAUGGAUUCUGAGAGAUCACCAGGGUAAUGUUUUGUUCCACUCAAGAGAUGCUUUCACUCCCUCUGGGAAUAGAUUAUUUGCAGAGCUUAGAUGUAUCAGCUGGGCUCUUCAGAGUAUACAUGAUAUGAGUUUUAGAGACGUGAUUUUGGGAAUCGACUCCCAUGAUGCCUUUCAAGCGAUCUCUAAUGCUAUAACAUGGUCAAGAUAUCGUCAUUUACUCGACAAGAUCAAGGAUGUGCGCUCUGCCUUUGAGUCGGUGAUUUUUAAACAGGAAUCAACAUAUUCAAAUUCCAUUGCAUGA
Brassica rapa (field mustard) is the source of this 612-nucleotide messenger RNA. RefSeq lists its product as uncharacterized. The record is from RefSeq and is a predicted model, not a curated record. Gene Ontology annotation, molecular function: nucleic acid binding; RNA-DNA hybrid ribonuclease activity. Lineage: Eukaryota; Viridiplantae; Streptophyta; Magnoliopsida; Brassicales; Brassicaceae.